Eimeria acervulina is the source of this 426-nucleotide messenger RNA. Its product is annotated as small nuclear ribonucleoprotein, putative. NCBI's taxonomy places the organism in Eukaryota, Apicomplexa, Conoidasida, Eucoccidiorida, Eimeriidae. The record is from RefSeq and is a predicted model, not a curated record. Bases 1 to 426 code for a protein of 141 amino acids. Gene Ontology annotation, cellular component: U4 snRNP; U2-type prespliceosome; cytoplasm. The transcript has 2 exons. Gene Ontology annotation, biological process: mRNA splicing, via spliceosome.
AUGAACGUCGUAAUGGCCGAUGCAGAGGAGUAUCGAAAGCUAAGAGUAAAGAGUAAAGUUGAUGGGAAGGGUGUUGUUGUCGAGGAAAAAGAAUUAAAAAGAACUGUUGGCUUUAUUCUACUCAGAGGGGAGAACAUCUGUACAUUUAUAGCAGAGGCUCCUCCUCAGCAGCAGCCAAAGAAACCCGAUGCUUCAUUAGCAGGGCUAGGGAGAAGCAUGCCUGCAGGUAGAGGUGUUAGUGCUGUACCGUUAAGUGCAGCACCUGUAGGGCUGGCAGGCCCUGUUAGAGGUGUAGGGGCCCCAGCCCCACAUCAAAUGGUUGGGGGGGGCCCCCCUAUUGGGAGGGGCCCCAUGGGGCCCCCAGGCAUGCAGCCUCCUGUAGGCAGUAUGCCUCCUAUGAUGAGGCCUCCAGGUUCAAUGAUGUAA